This is a messenger RNA of Mucor mucedo, 574 nucleotides long. RefSeq lists its product as uncharacterized. The coding region runs from base 1 to 546 and encodes 181 amino acids. NCBI's taxonomy places the organism in Eukaryota, Fungi, Mucoromycota, Mucoromycetes, Mucorales, Mucoraceae. The transcript has a single exon. The record is from RefSeq and is a predicted model, not a curated record.
AUGUCUUCGAGAGCAAACGUACAAAUGAGAGCAAGAAGGAGUUCCACAGGCUCAAGAAGUGGAAAAGGACGUCGCACCAUACUAUUACGACAUGCCUGCUAUAUCUGUGGCGGUCUGAUGAGUAAUGCCGGACCCACUUUAAACCACCUCUAUAGCAUCCAUGGUUAUGAUCUUCCUUCUCGAGAGCGAAGCCGCAGAAGACCACAAGAGCCGGCCUAUGAGUAUGUACGUGAUCCACAAAUGGGAUAUGAUGAAGUCCAUCUUGCCUGUCCGUCGUGCUGGUUUCAUUGCCCCGAUGGUGAUUUGGAUGCGCUCUGUAAGCAUACGCAAGAUGAACAUGAUCCUGUCGAAGUGGACAUGGAAAAGAGAGAUGCUAUGAUGAGAAGACCUUCCAGAAGUCGAUCCAAUAGUGUUACAAGCACCCGCCAAAGCAGCCAGCCUCCCCCUCAUACUACUCCCAGUCAAGAAGAAACAAAUGAAACAAAACAGAUUGCCAAGAAGCUUGCUGAACUAACCGAACUCUUCCAAACCUUUUUCAAGAAAUAAAGUAGCUCUUCUUUUUACAUCAUUAUUG